UGUCUCAAAAAAAAAAAAAAAAAAUUGUUAUUGAGAAUAUUUUCCAAGGCAGAGUGGAUGAAGUUAGAUGUACAGAAUAAAUACAGGACUCUCUGAGAUCCCUAUAACCUGAGCGCUGCGUGUGACCCUGGAGCCUCACAGGGGCACACACGGGCACACAGAGCUUAGCCUCCUGUUAUCCAGCAGCGCCUAUUGCGCGCGCAGCCCCAGGACCACGAAACUGCUGCUUAACGGUCGGCCCCGCCCCAUUGGCCGCGCAAGUUCUCAAAGGGGGCGGGGCUGGGAGCACGAGUCGCACAACAAGCACGCGCCGGCGCGGAGCUCACCAGGGGCGGGUCGGCGCAUGCGCAGAUGGUGCGAGCUUGAAGGCGGGAAAAUACGUAAUGGAGCGACAGGGAGUGGACGUGCCCCAUGUGAAGUGCAAAGACCAGGAGCCACAGCCCUUGGGGGAGAGCAAGGAGCAUCAGCGGUGGGAAGAGAACUGCAAGGAGGAAGCUGGUGGAGGGCCAGCUAGUGCCAGUUGCCAGCUGACAGUGCUGGAAGGGAAGUCGGGACUCUACUUCUCCUCUCUGGACUCAAGCAUCGACAUCCUGCAGAAGAGAGCCCAGGAGCUGAUCGAAAACAUCAACGAGAGCCGGCAAAAGGACCAUGCGCUCAUGACCAACUUCAGGAACAGCCUGAAGACCAAGGUUUCGGAUCUGACAGAGAAAUUAGAGGAGAGGAUCUAUCAGAUUUAUAAUGACCACAACAAGAUCAUCCAGGAAAAGCUCCAAGAGUUCACCCAGAAAAUGGCAAAGAUCAGCCAUUUGGAGACAGAGCUCAAACAAGUCUGCCACAGCGUGGAGACUGUGUACAAAGACCUGUGUCUCCAGCCUGAGGCCACUGCUUCAGAAGAACAGACCCACAGAGAUGGUGAAUGCUGACAGCUGCCGGGAGACUCACGCCUUAGUGACAGCCUCCAGAAGACUGUGAGGCCACCAUUUGGGCCACACUGAGAAAUUGUUUUUCAUGGUUCUAUAAUGCAUCUUGGCAGAAAAAAAACACAAAAACCCAAAGCUCCUUGUGCUGAACUCCCAAAACAUAGCAAGUCCAGCCCCUGCCAUGGGCCCAGCCUUCAUGCUCCCCACCCUUGGCAAGUUCUCCUCACCCCCAGGCCCACAGUUUAUUAAAUGUUUGAUUUUCAACCUG
Messenger RNA from Macaca mulatta (Rhesus monkey), 1188 nucleotides. It is a transcript of the gene SYCE2, whose product is annotated as synaptonemal complex central element protein 2. NCBI's taxonomy places the organism in Eukaryota, Metazoa, Chordata, Mammalia, Primates, Cercopithecidae. The record is from RefSeq and is a predicted model, not a curated record. Gene Ontology annotation, cellular component: central element. Gene Ontology annotation, biological process: synaptonemal complex assembly.